Messenger RNA from Scleropages formosus (Asian bonytongue), 2357 nucleotides. Its product is annotated as oocyte zinc finger protein XlCOF6-like. The record is from RefSeq and is a predicted model, not a curated record. The transcript has 5 exons. Gene Ontology annotation, biological process: regulation of transcription by RNA polymerase II. NCBI's taxonomy places the organism in Eukaryota, Metazoa, Chordata, Actinopteri, Osteoglossiformes, Osteoglossidae. The coding region runs from base 1 to 2292 and encodes 763 amino acids. Gene Ontology annotation, molecular function: DNA-binding transcription factor activity, RNA polymerase II-specific; RNA polymerase II cis-regulatory region sequence-specific DNA binding.
AUGUCGCGCUGUGACACUUUCGAGACGCGGCUCGGCUCGGUGCUGCAGGUUCUGCUGAGAGCCGCGGUGUCCGAGAUGAGGAAGCUGUUCCGAGCGACCGCCAGCAGCAGCAGCAGCGCGCACCUCGAACCGGCGUCCGCGGAGGAGAGCGUCUUCGACAAGGCAGAAUUAUUGUCCAUCAUGGAAAAAUUGGCUGAAGAGGCUGUGCAGAAGAUUUGCUGCCUUGUCAAUGAAGACUGUGCUGUGUUGCGUUUGGAAGUGACGCGGAGUCAGAAUGAGAAUGAUGCGCUGAAGAGAAAGUUGCAGUUGAUGGAGCAGGAACUGAGGACUGCAGGAGGAUGUAGAAAGGACUCAGCAAGACAGCAAGAGAAAUGUGCUAACUACAUCUCUAACACACUUCGGUUUGAAGAUGAUCUAAAACUACCAGACAGAGGAAAUGAACAUUCCAACACAAUCAGAAACGGCCAGCAUGUAAUGGAGGGAGAUCCUACAACACAGUGUGUUGUUAUGAUGAAUGAGUCUGCAGAUCUAGAAUCAGGUGGAAUGGGUUCAGUUAUUGUUAAGGAAGAGAGCGUUGAAGAGGACUUAGGAGACACACUCUUGCUGGAAGGACAGAAGAUCACCGGAGAUGGAUAUGAAAAUUGUGUGACUAAUGACAGAGAACUUCUCACUGAACCUCGGGAGUGUGGGGAAGAUUGUGAAACUACUAGCAAGUGCAUAGAGCAAGAGGAAUCCCAGUGCCCACUAGAAGAAAUAAUAUUAGAUGCUGUACACAAGGAUGGAAAUAAGGGUGGAAAGCAUUUGACGAAGGUUAAAAACGUGAAAGUCAACAGAAGAACCAGAAAUGGAGAGAAGCUGUUAAACUGCACACAGUGCAAGAAGAAACACAACUUUAAACAGCCUGUUCUUGGAUUAGGAAAAUCAUUUACCUGCAUGCAGUGUGGCAGGGCUUUUCUAACCAUGCGUACCUUUAAAAUACACCAGACACUUCAUACAGGACAGAAAACAUACAGCUGUGUUAAGUGUUCGAAGAGUUUCAACAAAAAAUUGUCACUUGAAAAGCACAACAGAUUUUGUACAGUACGGAAAACAUUUAAUGGAAAUACAAGAAAGAAGAGUUUGGAUCAUACAGGUCCUAGUGUUGAUCAGCCUGUCUCCAAAGGAGAGAAUGGAUUUACCUGUGCAGACUGUGGAAAGAGUUUUAGUCAAAGGCAUACUCUUAAAACACACCAAACUGUUCAUUCAGUUGAGAAACCGUUCUGCUGUUCAUUUUGUGGGAAAGGCUUUACUGUAAAACAUAGUCUUACAGUACAUCAGAGAAUACACACUGGUGAGAAGCCAUACAGCUGCGUUACAUGUGGGAAGACGUUCUCUCAAGCUAGUCAUCGAAAAAUUCAUUGCAGAGUUCAUACAGGAGAGAGACCGUUUACCUGCGACACUUGUGGGAAAAGUUUCCGUGAUGGGAGGGGUCUUAAAGAACACCAAGUUGUUCAUACAGGUGAGAAAGCAUUCAAAUGUGAGAAAUGUGGGAAGUGCUUUAGUCUUGCAGUUAAUCUGAGACGACAUCAUCGAAUUCACACUGGAGAGAAACCAUACAGCUGUGAUAUAUGUGGUAAGCGUUUCAGCCAGGCUAGCAAUGUUAAAGCCCACAAACGGACCCACUCUGCAGAGAAGUCUUCCACAGGAGAGGAGCCAUAUCCAGGGGAAAGACCUUACAGCUGUAGUACAUGUGGGAAGAGUUUCAGUCAUCCAAAUAGCCUGAAAACACAUCAGUUAAAUCACACGGGUGAAAAACCAUUCAAAUGCACCAUCUGCGAGAAAAGUUUCAGGUGUUUGUAUUCUUUCAAGACACACGAACGAUUUCACACUGGAGAGAAACCGUAUAGCUGCGUUAAGUGUGGAAAGUGUUUUAGUCAGACAAGUGCACUCAUAUCACACCAGAGAGUGCACACCGGAGAGAAACCAUUUAGCUGUGAAAUCUGUGGAAAGUGUUUUAGUUUUACAAGUAGUUUUAAAGCACACCAGCGAAGUCAUACUGGAGAGAAACCAUUUCAAUGUGCAGUAUGUGAGAAGAGUUUCAGUUUUCUAAGUAAUCUGAAGAGACACAAACGAAUCCACACAGGCGAGAAGCCAUUUAGCUGUCAUGUAUGUGGUAAAAAAUUCAGUCAAGCUAACAAUCUUAAAGCACACCAACAGAUUCACAGUGGUGAAAAGCCAUUCAUGUGUGAUAAAUGUGGGAAAAGUUUUGCAUACCUAAGAAACCUUAGAGAACAUAAGUGUGUUUAUGGCUGAAAAGGCUUUGGUAUAUAGUGUAAGAGGAGUAUCAAUCCAUAUUUGGAAUUUUAUUUUUACAGCCU